Molecule: messenger RNA, 1011 nt
Organism: Lactuca sativa (garden lettuce)
Lineage: Eukaryota; Viridiplantae; Streptophyta; Magnoliopsida; Asterales; Asteraceae
Product: protein FAR-RED ELONGATED HYPOCOTYL 3
Biological process (GO): regulation of DNA-templated transcription
Molecular function (GO): zinc ion binding
Source: RefSeq, a predicted model, not a curated record
AUGCAUAUCAAACCUGAUGAAUUUGAAAAGAAGUGGGAUUUGAUUAUUAAUGAAUUCAAUCUGGAAGAUAAAAGAUGGUUCAAUGAUACGUUUGAAUUACGUGACAAAUGGAUACCUGCAUACUUCAGUGACACAAUAAUGUCUGGAUUGAUGAAAACCACUUCAAGAUCAGAAAGCAUGAAUUCCUUCUUCAACACUUACUCUCAAUCUGGAAAUUUACUUUUACAUUUCAUGAUGAACUAUGACACAACAAUUCAAAAACAAAUAAAUACACAACAAGAGCUUGAUCAUCAAACAAAGAAGGCGGUAUAUAAAUUUAUUUCACCACAACUAAUAGAAAAACAUGCUGCAAAAGUUUAUACAAGUACAAUGUUUUAUGAAGUACAGAAAGAAAUCUAUAAAGGUUCUUGGUACUACCAAUACGAACAUCUUGCAACAAAAAAUGAAUGGGAGUUAUACAAAGUGGAACAACUGAACAAAAACAGUGAUCUAAAAACAGAAUUUGAGGUAGAAAUAAAACUUCCAACAAAUGAUGUAAAAUGUACAUGUGAACACUUCAACCGCUUUAGGACUUUGUGCAGACAUGCAUUGAACAUACUCAUGAAACAUGGAAUUAAGGAGAUACCUGAACAGUACAUUGAGAAUUAUUGGAGAAAGGAUGUGAUAUCAAGGCAUUACAAUUUUGGUAGACAUGUAUAUGAUACAGAAAGCAUGCUAAAGGAAUAUGAAAACGAUCCUACAAAUGAAUUGCAGAAAAAUAAGACAGAUGUUGAAGAGGCGGGAAAGCUUAUGGGCAUAACUAUUCCAAAAGACAUUGACAUCAAUGUUCCAAAUGUUCAAAGCAAUAAAGGAUGUGGAAAGAAAAGUAAAAUUAAAAGUGCAGCAGAAAUAGCGUAUAAAAAUUCAAACAAGCAAACAAGAAGAUGCUCAGGAUAUGGAGAAAGGGCUCCUAAUAACUUGCGGACAUGUCCAAUCAAACUUGCAGCAGAACAAUCAUCAAAAGCUACAUAG